This is a messenger RNA of Larimichthys crocea (large yellow croaker), 4291 nucleotides long. RefSeq names its product tubulointerstitial nephritis antigen-like 1 (gene tinagl1). The coding region runs from base 227 to 1654 and encodes 475 amino acids. The record is from RefSeq and is a predicted model, not a curated record. Gene Ontology annotation, biological process: proteolysis. Gene Ontology annotation, molecular function: cysteine-type peptidase activity; peptidase inhibitor activity. Lineage: Eukaryota; Metazoa; Chordata; Actinopteri; Sciaenidae. The transcript has 12 exons.
AGUGAAGGGGGGUUUGAUGGGGGUGGGGAGUGGUUAGCUCUUGCUGACUGCCUGUAUAUAGAGAAGACGGAGUCUGACAGAGCAGAUCCUGUGAGAGAGUGAGGAACAAACUUUUACUCCAGCCUUCUCUACCUGUUAAACUUCCUGAGCAAAACAUCGGCAAAGCUCUGCUGGUUUUCUAUCGGAUUACAAACCCAGGAUUUCUCUCUGUAACUCAAGAUUUAUCAUGAAGCUCUUCCUGUUGUCGGUGGUGGUGCUGCUCCUGGUGGUGGCAGAGAGCACCGCUGAGAGAAUCAAGUCUAGAAGGACCAAGAGGGAGCUUGCCAGUCCACUCCACGUUGGUGGCAUCAGGGACCCAUUUGGCUCGUACUGCCAGAGAAGAGGAGGAUGCUGCCCCGGCAGAGACGACCAGUGCACAGUGCCGUACCUGGACACCAUCUGCUACUGCGACCUGUUCUGCAACCGCACUGUCUCCGACUGCUGCCCUGACUUCUGGGGACACUGUCUAGGCGUGAAGCCACCUUUUAUUGGCACCUGCGAAAGGAAUGGAAACCAGUUCUUUACAGGGCAAACAUACAAAGAGAACUGCAAUUUAUGUACGUGCGGGACCACAGGACGCUGGGAGUGUGAGGCGCACGCCUGUCUGAUGGACCCUGACAUGAUCCAUGCUGUCAACAGAGGAAACUACGGGUGGAAGGCAGCUAACUACAGUCAGCUCUAUGGCAUGACUCUAGAUGAGGGCAUCCGGUACCGCCUGGGGACGCAGAGACCCUCCAAGACUAUUAUGAACAUGAAUGAGAUCCAGAUGAACAUGGAUCCUCAGAGUGAACGUCUGCCUCUCUACUUCAACUCAGCUGAGAAGUGGCCAGGAAAGAUUCAUGAACCUCUGGACCAGGGCAACUGUGCUGCAUCCUGGGCUUUCUCAACUGCAGCUGUGGCAUCAGACAGAAUCUCCAUCCAGUCGAUGGGUCACAUGACUCCUCAGCUUUCCCCCCAAAAUCUCAUUUCUUGUGACACACGCAACCAGGGAGGCUGUGCUGGGGGACGCGUCGAUGGAGCCUGGUGGUACCUCCGCCGUAGAGGAGUGGUGACAGAAAACUGUUAUCCAUACCGACCCCCACAGCAAACCCCAGCAGAGGUGGGCCGCUGUAUGAUGCAGAGUCGCUCCAUUGGGCGGGGGAAGAGGCAGGCCACACAGCGCUGCCCCAACACACACAACUACCAAAACGACAUCUACCAGUCCACACCGCCUUACAGGCUGUCAUCCAAUGAAAAGGAGAUCAUGAAGGAGAUCAUGGAUAAUGGCCCCGUGCAAGCUAUUAUGGAGGUCCAUGAGGACUUCUUUGUCUAUAAGAGUGGGAUCUACAAACACACUGACGUCAGCUUCACCAAACCGCCACAAAACCGCAAACACGGCACACACUCCAUCAGGAUCAUUGGGUGGGGAGAGGAAAGAAACUAUGAUGGGACAUCAAAAAAAUAUUGGAUCGCUGCCAACUCCUGGGGAAAGAACUGGGGAGAGAACGGCUACUUCCGCAUCGCUCGCGGGGACAAUGAGUGUGAGAUUGAAACAUUUGUGAUCGGUGUGUGGGGCAGGAUCACGAUGGAGGACAUGCACAACCAUCAUCACCAGCACCGUCGUCGACACAUUUAGAGAUACAACAGAUGUUAAAACUUCACCUAAACAAGACCUUUGGUUUUAAUUCCACCUAUAGUUGUUUUUGCUUUUUUUUUUCUACCCCAGAGGAGAACCACACCAAGAGUCUCAGAGCUUCAGCUUAUUCCCUUAGCCAUCAAGCUUUGGGGAUCAAUAAAACCUGUCUUCUCCUCCAUCUUUACCCUUUUAAGAGACCAAGCCUUCCCACUCUCCCUGUAACUCAAGAUUUAUGGCACCAAAAACAAAGAAAAACUCAACUAAGCUAAACAUCUUCUAUGUUGCCUUACACUCAGGUACCUACUGAUCCAAAGACCACACUUUUCAGAAUCCUCAGUAUAAACAGAUGACCUCUGGUGAAACAUGUUCAUAAUCUGAUCUUUUUUAUUCUUCCUUGUGCUUCUUUGUCAACCCGAAGCUGUAGUCUUUUUCUGACUCUAAAUCUAUAAUCCAGACAGACCUGAUUUCAGAGGGAGGAUCUUGGUAAAGAGGAAAUAUGAGAGCCAGAUUAUCAGACAUCAGACCCUUUCAGAGAGACACACCCAGCUGAACCAUGUAACGUGAUCGUAUAUCACAGAUGACCUUCCCGUCGUUUACCUGUCACGUACACAGACACGGCUCAGCUCAGUUUUAGAGAGGACACUGGUAGAGCGUUAGGUGGUAGAGUUUCUCACACCUUCCAGUCAAAACGUAGAAUCUGAGACUGGAAACAGAGAGAGAUUUAAUGUGGAGUUUACAAAACCUUUAGGACGAUUUACAACCCCAUUGGACAUUUUAAAGCUAUUUAAUAAUCUUCUAUCUUCUACGUGUUUAUACUGGGAAAGACAGUGUCAGUAGUUAAGAUUAGACAUGCAUUUUCUGGUCUUAUCUGCAGGUGAAAUAGAUAAAUUUCAGUCAAACUAGAUUUAAAAAGUCACCAUAAACAACGAUAUACACAUAAUGAGAAGCCAUGCUGCCAUUUGGAAACUGUGUUAUUUUGAAAAAACAAAACACUCGUGCGUUAGGGGGUAAAAAAAACAAAAAGAUUGUAAUGCCUUAAAGAAACAUUUAUUUUGACCACUGCAAAAGAAAGUAUUUGUGUAUAGUAGUCUUAACUUUCUCUCUUCUGUGUACACUGUUACAAUUUGUGCUAAAGGUGUUAUUUUUUGUGUUGCAGUUAUUCUGACUGUGCUUCUACAUAGUUGUAACAGUUUUGUGAGCGAUGAGGAUAAAGGAGGGCGGUUCUGCUGCUAAAUUUCAGUCUGUGCUUCAGAAUUUGACUACAGAGUCGUUAGUUUCAUGCAUUUCAUAUGUGAUAAACAUGUAUAGAACCUUAUAACUAACACACAAAAAAAACAUUUUCAAGUCACACAAGUUUCAAAUGAUCUAUCUGCCUUUUUGUUCUCGUCUGUAUUGUUUUCUGCUGAAAAAUGUAACAUGUGUCAGCUUAUCAGCUCUGUGCCUGUCUUUGCCAAAGUACCACAGCGCUUUAUGAUGUCUUUAUUUUAACUGGUUGCAGGCUGAUUGAGGGAUUUUCAGAUCAGAGGCACGGCCUCACUUAAAAAGGAAAGCAUGAACUAUUAUUAUCGCUUACCUUAAAUUACAUCCCAAUGUGCUUCAUCUGUAACUUCAAAAGGCUUUUUCCAUUUCUAUAUCACCGUGUCUUGUGAUCUUUAAGGUCCCUGCAUCAUCUCCGUCAGGCAUGGAUAGGCAGAUAGACAUAAAAGCUAAAAGCAAUGUCUGGAUGGAAAGGCAAUGUGCAAUGUGGUGAAGGGGAUGUAGAUAGAUAAGCAUUAUUAUUGCAUGUUUUUUAUGCAAUGAGAUGAAUCAUUGCUUUCAUUCGAAGUGAGCGAGGGCAGGGAACGAUGAAGAGCAGCCCGUCAACAUAAGAUGCACAACAGGUUUACAAUAAUGACACCAAGGACAAUGUGAAACUAAGCUCUUCACUCUCUGAAGAGUGAUUAAUCUUCUGUCGGCAGAUAGAAAGAGAUUAGUCGUUUAUAUAUUUUCAUCUGUGGUUUUGUUGCUAUAGCUCCUUUACAAGAGAGAAAAAGAUUAAUGGACAAAACUUCAGUUGCUAGAUUGGUUUACGUUGUGUUGCAGUCCUCACUGAAAGUGCACAGAUUUGUUUGUUUAAUUACAAUUUCCUCAUAUAUUCACCAGUGAAGUUGGGAAACAUUUACUAUUAAUUUAAGUCAUUUAGGCUUGCAUGAUACGAUGAAUAUAUAGAAAAGAGGAGUAAAGGAAAUGUUCUUAGACAACACGCGCCACAUUAUUUAUGAUCAUUUUCAGAUAAAUGUUUAGAGGGGACCAAUAAAAACCAUAUCACUAAAGAUUUUCUGCAACACCCAGAUCGGUUCCAUAGAAAUUGAUCUCACUUUCAGCAACAGUUUUCUCUAACUACACAACCUCUCCUUCAAAGACUCACCAGGAGCUGCAGCAGACAUCCACUCAGAAGUUGUGUAUUUUAUGUAAAAUGAACCACCUCCAUAUUCAGUCAUGUGUAGACUUUAUUUAUAAAAAAAAGAUGUGUAAAUGAUAUACUUUUAUUCUUUGCCUGUGUAAUGUUUUAUUAUCUCUCUGUCUCUUGUAUUGUGUUCACUUGCAAUACCACAUUACUGUUCACCUGUGCAGCCCAAUAAAGUCUUUCCAAAACCA